Molecule: messenger RNA, 3027 nt
Organism: Rodentolepis nana
Lineage: Eukaryota; Metazoa; Platyhelminthes; Cestoda; Cyclophyllidea; Hymenolepididae
Source: the annotation of a GenBank genome assembly
AUGUCUUUUCCCAUUUGUAGUCAAAACCAGUCAGAUGCAGACCUGAUCCCCACCUACACUGUCUGUAUUGUUGGUGACCCACGUUCUGGAAAGUCCUGUUUCUGCAAUCGAUUCGUCUACUCUCAUCCCGACUGGUACCAAGAAGAUCAUUCAUCGAUGCUUAGAGAAUCGGAUUUUUAUGGACCUGUAAUUAAUUCCAACCACUGGCUGUAUUGGGGCACGGUAACACGCCACCUGGACGAUGAAACCACUGUCCGUUUUUGCGUGAUUGAGCAGACGGAGUUUCUUAGCGAUACUACCUCACUCCCCUUUAAUCCCUCAACCAUCUCUACAUGCUCUUCUUCCAUGGCAAAUACGUCCUCGGGUACUUCCGCACCUUCUAAUGUGUCCGUCACCUCUGCCUCCUCGUUGCAUUCUUCCAGUCGCUUACACGAUUAUAUCCUUCGUAGCACUUCCAUAAAACUGUGUUCUCCGGGUAAACUGCGUUACUAUUGUGUCGAUCAACUAGGUCAUGAAGAGCGCUAUAAACAGGAGUUAUUUCCCCACAGUGGUCCUCUGGAAGUACAUGGGUUUCUUGUGGUCUAUGAUGUGAGUCGACGAGCUUGUCAUGAUGUUCCGGAUCUCCAACAGCAGCAAUUAACCUUUCUGGUUGAUAUUCUAACUCUGAUCUCUAAACGGAAGAAACCUAUUGUGGUGGUUGCUUCGAAACGCGAUACAGUGGAUGAACAAUGUCUUUCUAGUGUGACUCAGUUUCUACAAAAAUCUCCCGAUUUCCGAAAAAUUCCAAUAGUUGAGGCAUCUGCGCAUAGGAAUAUUAAUGUUGAGCUCGCUUUCCUCACCCUUGCACGGUUACUAGAUAAUAGUAGCAAUAAGUCACGAAUAUCAAAGUUGAGACUUCAGUCCUACCAGGAAGCUACGCGUGAACAGGAUGAACAUCAAAGGCGACUAAGAGAAGCAUUUGUAAACAGGGUUUCUCUCUCCCCAGCAGGUUUUCUUACAGAUUGGCCUACUUUCCUCUCUCGAUAUAGCCAUCAGGGUGAUGUAGCAAGAUUUAUCGAUUUAUGGGGCUCGGAGGUAGCCAAAGAGACCUUUGAGCAAUUCACUGCUCAAUGGAAAACUGAGACAAAGCGACGCCAUAUGGCGAAACUACCAGAGGCCCUUUCCACUUUACUCCUCUAUGUUGGCCCAGUUACUAAUCAGUCUCCGAAGGAAUUGCUUCAGCGGUUGCGGUCUCAUUCCCAAUUCGAUCGCUUUUUCAUUAGUGUGGAAUCACUGGAUGAUAAUUUCCUUAAUCGGCAUAACUUCCAGGGUGAUGAUACACGUAUUCCUUUCUCUUUGGCCUUGAAAGAACCCCCUGAUAAUGGUGACUCUCCAUUUAUGGAAUCGAUUAAAUCCCUAUUGGUUGCAGAGGCAUGGGCUUCAAAUAUGUCUACAUUUGAAGAUGCUCUUCUACGGUGGCAGGAUUCUUCAAAAAUUCUUGCCGGCCAACCACUUGAUCUCGAUCAACUUCCACGUAUCGAUCGGACCUCUGUACUAAGUAAUGAUGAUCAAAUAGAGGUGUAUCAAAAAUUUCAAGAGUGUUUGCGUCUAUACACAAGGGAGGAAUUUCUCGAUCUCCUCUUGGAAAAUCUCCCACACUUCAUUCGAGCUGCAUCUGCCUAUUUAAAUUGUCUGGGGGAUUCCUUUUUCUCAUCCUCAUUUGCGCAAACAAGAAAUCAACCACAUCAUCAACCUAGAUCCGAACCCAAUCGUAGUCGUCCUAUAUCACCUGCUAGUGAACCGUCGAAUGUUCCUUUAAGGUCUGUUCAACUCCCUCCAGCUGACAUUCGUCUGUGUGCUGUUUUGGCUCCCCCCAGAGGUGCAAAGGAACAGCAGUUGAAUGUAAUUAAGAGUCGUAUUUCUAGCGAUGAUCGCUAUCAAGCAAUGGAUUAUAUGCCGAGUGAGCGACAAACCUGCCUCACAAGUCAUUUGGAUAUCCUUCUUCAUAGAAGUGAAUCUCAAAAUGAGGCUCCUGCGUCUCCAUCAUCUACCAUCCAGCGUCAUUUCUCUUGUUCUUUUAUGGACCAGAAAGAAGUUUCCAUGCAACUAACCUUCCCUCUUCCCCAAUGUCCAGCUUAUCAAAGUGGCCGAUGUAUGGAUUUAGUUUUUGAGAAUCUCUUUUCCAAUGUAGGUUGGAGUGUCGGUGAGACUCCAAACACUUUCUCGUCGCGACUAUCUUCUGUUUUGGGUCAGGGCGAUAAGUGUCUGCGUGUUGCAGUGUGCGCAAUCUGCACAGAUGUAGUAGCAGCCACAGCGGGAAUCAACCUCUUUCGGGCGGCCGGAUUCGUGCCAGAAGGUGUCACAAGUCCUAGCCUCCUGACGUCUCCAUCCUCAGUACCAAGGCUGACUCAGAAUCUAUCCUCCUCCUGGCCACUGGCAUCUACUCUGCUCACCCCGGUUGAUACUUUAAUUGCUUCUGUCAAUGGAGACUCACUUAUCUCACCAGUGCUAGGCACUAUUCAAGCGUCAUUUCUUUCACACCAUGGGGCAAGUGCAAUCGUUCUUCUUACCCUGGCCACGAACCCUCGACAGUCACCUGAUGUAUUCGAUGGGGUCAUAUUUCUGCUCUCUACUGAUGAAAAUCAGCCCCUUUUUCUGCCAUGCAUCUGUGGAAAGGCUUGUUACUGCUGCAAGUGUUAUCGAGGGGCGUUCGAUUGCUCACAUAGUACACCACGUCCGAGGAGUCUCUAUUCUAGAGCCACUGCUAUCAAAGCACUAGUGGAACACCUUGCUCCAAUGCCACAUCUCAUAGUACUAGCAGGGGGAAGAGACGGUUGUUUUACAAUGGGAUCGUCAAAAACAAUGACGCUGACUUCUUUAACUGAAUCCUCGCCGAAAACACCAAUCGCUGAAAGUUCUCUCCAUCCGUCAGAGCUUCGGAGUAGAAGUUUCUCAUUCGAGAAUGGCGAUGAAAAAGGGAAUAACUCGUCUCUUACUUCGACCAAACCUCAGCCUCAAUUCGUGUUGGGUAAGUUGAGUUUUUUUUAA